AUGUUCAAGUAUCGGAUCCGGAUGUUUUUCAAUGAACUCAAAGUGUUGCUACUGAUGCGCUCAGGAACAAGCAGGAGGACUGAACCAAGCACAAACCAGGACGCACAGACCAGGAUGAGAGGGUUGGCAAUAGGAGACUGUGGUUGGCCGCCACUCAGCUGCUCUCACCGGGACGACGAAGAGGAAUAUUACGGCUCUGACCCCCGGCCACACAGCCUGGCAUUUGAGGAUAAAGAACCUAAACCCCAGGGAGGCCUGGACGCCUCUUCCCUUCCGAGUCUCUCAGAGAGCGGGACGCGCUCACCGCAGUGCCGGAUCUGCUUCCAGGGGCCAGAGAAGGGGGAGUUGUUGAGUCCUUGUCGCUGUGCCGGCUCUGUGCGCUGCACCCACCAGUCCUGCCUUAUCCGCUGGAUCAGUGAGAGAGGCUCCUGGAGCUGUGAGAUCUGCUACUUUAAGUACCAGGUCCUGGCCAUCAGCACCAAAAACCCGCUGCAGUGGCAGGCCAUCUCUCUGACCGUGAUUGAGAAAGUGCAGAUUGCAGCCAUCAUCCUGGGCUCUUUGUUCCUUAUCGCCAGUAUCUCCUGGCUGGUGUGGUCUUCCCUCAGUCCCUCAGCCAAAUGGCAGCGCCAGGACCUUCUCUUCCAGAUAUGCUACGGCAUGUAUGGCUUUAUGGACAUAGUUUGUAUAGGCCUUAUAAUCCAUGAAGGAUCGUCUGUUUACCGGAUCUUUAAGCGCUGGCAGGCGGUGAACCAGCAAUGGAAAGUGCUUAAUUAUGAGAAAGCAAAGGACUUAGGUGAUCCCAUCAGUUCCAGCAGUAAAGGUCGUGUCGAGAGGAACUCUUCUAACGUUGUCUCAAACGGACGGAGUGCAGGCCGGGAUGUAAGGACUUUUCUGAACCACCACUGUGGCUACACUAUUUUACACAUCCUCAGCCAGUUAAGACCCAACAACCUACACAGUACCAAUCAUGAGGUGGUCAUGAGGGUGACCACGGUAUGA
This is a messenger RNA of Scomber japonicus (chub mackerel), 999 nucleotides long. RefSeq names its product E3 ubiquitin-protein ligase MARCHF9-like. Bases 1 to 999 code for a protein of 332 amino acids. The transcript has 4 exons. Gene Ontology annotation, biological process: protein ubiquitination. Gene Ontology annotation, molecular function: ubiquitin-protein transferase activity; zinc ion binding. The record is from RefSeq and is a predicted model, not a curated record. NCBI's taxonomy places the organism in Eukaryota, Metazoa, Chordata, Actinopteri, Scombriformes, Scombridae.